UUGUGAAGCACGAGAGGAAAGUAACGGUACUUUGCCAAUGACGUUUGAGGAUUUUGUUUGUGGUAGCACUGUGAAUUGAAGUUGUCUGCACUCUGCACAGUGGCUAUCAGGUGGUAGUGUGCGAAGUGAAUUGCGGCAGUCGAAUAAUUUGUUAUACAGUUUAGCUUCAUGGGCUCUUCUUCAAGAUAUUCAACGCCCGCGCAAAUGCGGUUUGUAGUGCAGUGGUUUAGUGAGUGGAGUGAAAUGCAGAGAAAUGAUUUCUUACUGGAGUUGGCCCAAAAAAUAAUCCCUAACGGUUAUGUUAAUGGUUUGGUAGCUGGUAUGGAUGGUGUUGCCGUGAAGGAAGAUCGCCCACCCUCUCUGUUUCAGUGCCGGAUCAAGCUGUUUAGGGAAUGGGCAGAUAAUUGGAACGAAUCUGAAAAACAGGAAGUUCUGUCGAAGAUUAAAGCUUUGGAUGCCAAUUUUGCAUCAAAAUUUGACGAAGAAUUGCAGUCGGUUUCACAAUCUAGUGAACAACCAAGCCAACCAGUUGCGGAAGGCGGAGAAACUUUGUAAAAAGGGAAAAAGUAAUAUUCGCAUUAAUGUGGGGUGUAGGUCUGUUCGAUCUGAUAAAAAUUUAAGUGCAUUGCAAAUUAUAGUAAACACAGGAAACAUACUCAAGUUUCUGGUGACUUGAAGUCAUUAGGGUUUAUGGUUCACUAAGUCUGUAUCAAAUGAAAUGUCUUAGAAAUGUUUAAAGGGCAUGUCUUCUCGUUACUAGUAGAGAUUGUACUUUCGAUACAUAUUAGGUCAGUAUUAGUAUUAUAUAUAGGCCUAGUAGUAAAUGACUUGAACUUCGUAUUUACCUGUUCCUUUUGGGUUUGGUCCUGUGUUAUUGCGGUUAAAAAUGCAGAAAAUAGUAUACAGAAUUAAGAUAUAGAAUUUAAUAUAUUUCAUUUUUUCUGCUAAAUACAGAUGAGCAUACAUUUUGUUUGGUACGCCAUCAGUUCAGUUGAUAGCGGAUUUUACUUGCUAAUAAGGCCUAUAGGCUGUGCUAAUGCACGGGUACAACCCAGAAUCUACGUAAUUUCACGUUGUUUGACAGUGUGUUGAAGCAGAUGCAACAUUAUAACCUUCUUGGUGAGCACUGUUGCUACUGUGUGUUCCAAAAAAAAAAAGUUAUGUAUGUAAAAUAGUACUACAGCCAGUUUUCUUCCAUUUGUUUGUUACUUAAGACCAUAGUGGUUGGUUCUGUAUACAGAGCUGCCUGCGGCAAGUGAAAUAUUUGCAGUUGAUGUAAUUUAUUUGGGUAAUGCUUUUAUCCACAUAUAUUUCAACAACACAUUUUUUUCCAUAAAAGUGCUGCCAGGGACAGGUUACUGAAGUAACUUUUUUUUUCCAAAAUUGUGCCUGAAUCCCUGAAGAUAAGAUCUGGAAUUUACUGUUCUGUUUUUUACCUCGUUCAUAACCUAGCUAUAACUAGCGAAUAUUUGAUUUUCCACCAGAAAUUUACAGUUUUUGUCAAUAGUAAGGAGAAAGUGAUUUUUGUCUGUAUGAGAACUUUGUUUUGAAGUUCACAGUUUCAUUCAAAAGUUGGGAGUUAAUACUUGGUUUCUUUUUUGUAUUGUUCAUGUGUUGUAAGCUACAGGAAAUUGCUUUGUGGACACAUGACAUUGUCAUGUAAUUUGUUAAUUGGCAGCUUGUAAGUAACUCAGGACAUGUUUUGCACUUAUGUUAGUUAACACAUUAGACAUGGAAUGUGUUGAAAUUCAGUUUCAUAAAGUUUGCAGCUCUUGAAUAUUUUAAAAAAAUUUCGCUGUUAAUGUGUUAAAUGGCAGUCCUUGUUCUUGGGAUGCACUUCAUUUGUGGUAACUGAGAGGUGUAUGUGACUGAUCGGGACUAGUGUAGCAGGGGAUACAACCCGUCGGCUUUGGACAAUGACGUCACAAGUCGCCAAACGAGAAGCGAUUCUUCUUAGUGUUGUAGCUCCCUUCAGUAGCUGAUAAGA
Schistocerca americana (American grasshopper) is the source of this 1987-nucleotide messenger RNA. RefSeq lists its product as uncharacterized. The record is from RefSeq and is a predicted model, not a curated record. The coding region runs from base 169 to 555 and encodes 128 amino acids. The transcript has a single exon. NCBI's taxonomy places the organism in Eukaryota, Metazoa, Arthropoda, Insecta, Orthoptera, Acrididae.